Drosophila grimshawi is the source of this 587-nucleotide messenger RNA. It is a transcript of the gene Lamtor2, whose product is annotated as ragulator complex protein LAMTOR2 homolog. The record is from RefSeq and is a predicted model, not a curated record. The transcript is spliced from 3 exons. Gene Ontology annotation, molecular function: guanyl-nucleotide exchange factor activity; molecular adaptor activity. Gene Ontology annotation, cellular component: Ragulator complex. Gene Ontology annotation, biological process: positive regulation of TOR signaling; cellular response to amino acid stimulus. The coding region runs from base 72 to 449 and encodes 125 amino acids. Lineage: Eukaryota; Metazoa; Arthropoda; Insecta; Diptera; Drosophilidae.
GCCUGAAUUGUCGGGGCGUCAAUUGUUUUUUGUUUUUUAGCAAAAAAAGAAAAGGGAAAAAAGUACACGAAAUGCUAAAACCAAAAGCGCUGACCCAGGUUUUAAGCCAAGCAAACACUGGCGGCGUCGAAAAUACGCUUCUUCUCAGCCAGGAAGGCGCUCUGCUGGCAUACUCCGGCUAUGGUGAUAAGGAUGCACGCAUAACUGCAGCGAUAGCGAGCAAUAUCUGGGCUGCAUACGAGAAACACGGACGCAAUGCAUUCCGGGAAGAUCGCCUGACGUUUGUGUUAAUUGACUGCGAGUGCGGUCAUGUGGCCAUCACUCAGGUGGCCAGUGUCCUUUUGUGUCUCUAUGCCAAAGAGCAUGUGGGAUUGGGCAUGUUGAAACAGAAGACCAUGUCGCUGGCUGCGUAUUUGGAAAGCCCAUUAAAGCAGAUCUCGGCAUCAUAAUUAUCGAAAACCAAAUAUAGCUGAGAAGCAACGGUUUGCCUAUUUAUAAGCAUAAAUUCUGUUUUGUAGUUUAUAAACAAGUAUUUUAUAUCAUAUGUUAAACACUUUUGGCUCGGAAAUAAAGAAGAGUCUGGUUUA